Medicago truncatula (barrel medic) is the source of this 2010-nucleotide messenger RNA. Its product is annotated as alkane hydroxylase MAH1. Bases 171 to 1694 code for a protein of 507 amino acids. The record is from RefSeq and is a predicted model, not a curated record. The transcript has a single exon. Gene Ontology annotation, molecular function: oxidoreductase activity, acting on paired donors, with incorporation or reduction of molecular oxygen; heme binding; iron ion binding. Lineage: Eukaryota; Viridiplantae; Streptophyta; Magnoliopsida; Fabales; Fabaceae.
AACUAAAAUGUCAUGCACCUAAAACAUUACGUGCGAAAUCUUUAUGCACUAAAGGCUAUAUAUGAAUGUGUAAAGCAUGUACACAUAUUUUUAUGAAAAAAAAUCUACUACCUGCUAUACUUGCAUCAUAGACAAAAACACAAUUUUAAACAUACUUUAGCCGAUCUACAAUGUUUAUUAUUCAGUGCAUUGGAGCAUUUGUAGCAAUCCUGUUCUUCUUAUUUGUCCAUAGUUGGAGACGCAACAGAAAUGCAAUCGUCCCAAAUUGGCCAAUACUUGGAAUGCUACCAUCGACUCUGCAUAAUAUUUCCAAUUACUAUGAUUAUAUAACCUUAGUUUUGAAACAUCAUGGUGGCACUUUUAGGUUUGAAGGAUCCUGGUUCACAAACUCCACUGGUAUCCUUACCAGCGAUCCAAUGAAUGUACACCACAUCGUAAGCAAGAAUUUUGGAAACUACGAAAAAGGGUCUAAUUUCAAAGAAACUUUUGAAACUUUUGGAGCUGGACCUUUAAAUUCUGAUUCCGAUGAAUGGAAAAAGGAGAGGACGAUGCUUCACUCAUUCUUCAAAAGGAAAAACUUUGAAAACUUUCUCAAACAAACAAUUCAGAAGAAACUUGAGAAUUUCCUACUACCAUUUCUUGAUCAUGCAUCCAUAGUAAAAGCUCACGUGGACUUGCAUGACGCCUUAACAAGGUUCACUUUUGAUAUCACCUGCACUUUCCUAUUUGGAUUCGAUCCAAAUUGCCUUCAAAACAAUUUCAGUCAUGAUCUCGGAGAUAUCACUUAUCAUAAAGCUCUUUCUAUGAUUGAGGAAGCAAUAGUCUACAGGGGCUUCUUUCCAACUUUUGUAUGGAAGCUGCAGAAAUGGCUCCAAAUUGGUCAAGAGAAGAAACUCAAAGUAGCUCAAGAAAGUCUUGACAAAUUCUUGCAUGAAUGCAUACUAUCCAAACUUGAAGAGCAAAACAGAUUCAGCAGCACUAGAGAAGUGGAAGAUUCCGACUGUGACUUGAUAAAAGAGAUACUGAAAGGAACGGGAAAAGGGAAAACGAGUGAGAAGUAUCUUAGAGACACUGCAGUCAAUCUAUUGUUAGCGGGAAACGGCACAGUUAGUUCAGGUCUCAGUUGGUUCUUUUGGCUUGUUUCAUGUCAUCCUGUUGUGGAAGCCAAGAUUAUUCAAGAGAUGAAAGAUAAUUGUCUAUCUGAUGAUGAAAACUUGAUUACUUCAAUUGUGGAAAAGCUUGAUAAACUAAUUUACCUCCACGGAGCUAUAUGUGAAGCCUUAAGGCUUUAUCCUCCUGUACCUAUCGAGCAAAAGUUUGCAAUCAAAGCUGAUAUACUUCCUAGUGGAGUCCAUGUAAGUCCAAAUACAAGGAUAUUAUACUAUUUGUAUUCAAUGGGAAGGAUGGAGAAAAUAUGGGGAGAAGACUGCAUGGAAUUUAAGCCUGAGAGAUGGAUAUCAAAAAGCGGACAAAUUAUACAUGUACCGUCUUACAAGUUCAUAGCUUUCAAUGCAGGGCCAAGAAGUUGUUUGGGUAAAGAUAUCACCUUCGUUGAAAUGAAGAUGGCUGCCGCGGCUAUACUAUGGAAGUUUUGCAUACAUUUAGUGGAUGGUCAUCCUGUAACUCCAAGGCUUUCUAUUACCCUCGGAAUGAAACAUGGCUUGAAGGUCAUAGUCACUAAAAGAUGCAUUUGAUAUAUGUUGUGUUUCCUUUAGCCUAUUUCUGAUUAGUUGUCAUCAUUAAAUAUUGUUAUAUAUGGUCCAAUUAACACACCCUGAUUAUUUUGAAUUGUUAAUGUUUUUAUUAUGUUUUUGUGACCUAUAACUAUAUUAUGAGGUGCCAAUUAUAAGCAUCACUUUCAUGUGUUGAUUAUAAUCUAAUUAAUUGUGUUAGCAAAAAGGAUGCUUCUCCCCAAUAUCUACAAAGUUCAUUAACUGUCAUGUAUUCACUAGGCUUCAUGACUAUUGUUAUGUAAAUAAUGGAAUGCAUGUCUAUGUAAAAGUUUUUCAA